Helianthus annuus (common sunflower) is the source of this 2199-nucleotide messenger RNA. Its product is annotated as ATP-dependent DNA helicase PIF1-like. Gene Ontology annotation, molecular function: ATP hydrolysis activity; DNA helicase activity. Bases 1 to 2199 code for a protein of 732 amino acids. The record is from RefSeq and is a predicted model, not a curated record. NCBI's taxonomy places the organism in Eukaryota, Viridiplantae, Streptophyta, Magnoliopsida, Asterales, Asteraceae. The transcript has a single exon. Gene Ontology annotation, biological process: telomere maintenance; DNA repair.
AUGUGGCGUAUUUUUUCUUUCCCUCUUUCUCAAAUCCACCCUGCUGUUUUAGCCUUACAACUUCAUCUCCCGAAUAAGCAUAUGGUUAGAUUUAGAGAGGAUGAUAUAAUGUCUAACAUUGUUGAUAGGGAAAGAGAUAAGAGAACCAUGCUAACAGCAUUUUUCCUUAAAAAUAAAGCGGAUGAAACAAAACCGAAAUAUUUGUAUAAAGAUUUCCCGAAACACUACACAUGGAAUGGAGCCACACGCACUUGGACGCCUCGUAUACUUAAGCCACAGAGAGGUCGUAUUGUUUCUGCUAAUCCAGCUGAAGGAGAACGGUACUACUUACGCCUACUUUUGUCAAAUGUCAAAGGACCUACUUCUUUUGAAGAUCUUUGCACGGUUAAUGGGGUUACAUACGCGACAUUUCGAAAAGCAGCGCUUGAGAUAGGCCUAAUAGAGAACGAUGAUAGUUUGUCACAAUGUCUCACAGAAGCUUCUCUAUUUCAGUUUCCCAAUGCUCUUAGAAGGUUAUUCGCAACCAUAAUGAUUUUCUGCGAGCCUGGGGAUAUUCGUAAAUUGUGGAAUGAGCACUUUAAUGCAAUGUCUGAAGAUCAUCAAUUAUAUUGUCAAAGUGUGGAACGCGUUCAGAAUAUGGUUCUUACUGACAUUAGGGCCAUCCUACAGUCAAUGGGUAAAAAUCUCACUGAUUUUGAUCUUCCGAACCUCACAGAAGAAGACUUACAAUAUGGUAUUCACCGUGAGGUACAAGAAGAGUACGGGAUUGUUGUGGAAGCUGAAGACUUGUGUGCCAAAGAUGAGCUUAAUUCAGACCAAAAAUUAAUUUUUGAUGAGAUCAUGACACAUGUGGAUAAUGACCGUCCAGGUGUUUUCUUUAUAGACGGUCCAGGUGGAACGGGAAAGACAUUUUUGUACAAAGCUUUGCUAGCUCAAGUUCGUUCGCGUGGUCUUAUUGCUCUAGCGACCGCUUCAUCAGGGGCUGCAGCUAAUAAUAUGCCAGGAGGAAGAACGGCUCACUCGAGAUUCAAGAUUCCCAUUUGUGUUGAUAAUAACUCAGUGUGCAACAUAAAAAAACAAAGUGGUACAGCUGAACUAAUAAGGUCAUCCAAAUUAAUCAUAUGGGAUGAGGCAUCAAUGGCAAAACGACAAGCAAUAGAAGCAGUUGAUCGAACAUUGCAAGACAUUAUAGGCGUUACUCUGCCAUUUGGUGGCAAGAUAAUGGUAAUGGGAGGUGAUUUUAGACAGGUGUUGCCGGUUAUUAAACGGGGAACUAGAGCACAGAUUGUAGACUCUAGCCUACGAAUGUCACCUCUUUGGUCUAUUACGAAAAAGAUGCGGUUGACAAUAAACAUGAGAGCGCUAAAUGAUCCUUGGUAUUGUGGUUUUCUCUUAAGAGUAGGUGAUGGAACUGAACAAUCGAUAGAAGGAAGCUAUAUCCGCAUACCCGACAAUAUGACAAUUCCAUGCACUGACAGACAAAACUCUAUAACAGAAUUGAUUAAUGCUGUUUUCCCGUCACUUCAAAACAAUGUACAUUCUUCUGAUUAUAUAAUCUCAAGAGCGAUACUGACCACUAAAAAUGACAGUGUCGACGAGAUUAAUGAUAAAAUGAUUGACAUGUUUCAAGGGGAGGAAAAGGUUUACUACAGUUUUGAUGAAGCUGAAGACGACCACCAUAACUACUAUCCAACUGAGUUCUUAAACUCACUAACUGUUAGUGGUUUGCCGCCUCAUAAACUUCGUUUAAAAAUCGGUUGCCCCAUAAUAUUGUUAAGGAAUAUCGAUCCGUCCCAUGGUCUAUGUAAUGGCACAAGAUUGAUAUGUAGAGGUUUCCAACGCAAUGUUAUUGAUGCAGAGAUAGUUGUUGGACAACAUACGGGGAAGAGAGUGUUUUUGCCAAGAAUACCUCUAUGUCUUUCUGAGGACGACAUGUUCCCGUUCAAGCUGAAAAGAAAACAGUUUCCAAUUCGCCUCAGCUUUGCCAUGACAAUAAACAAAGCUCAGGGCCAAACAAUUCCCAAUGUUGGUGUUUUUCUCCCAGAUUCUGUAUUUUCGCAUGGUCAACUUUAUGUGGCGUUAUCAAGAGGAAUAUCACGGAAAAAUACAAAAGUGUUAGUACACCCUGCCAAAGAUUUCAAACAACCUGGGGUAUACACCUCAAAUGUUGUCUAUCGGGAGGUGUUACUUGAUGGAUGA